AUGUUUUAUGUCCACCUGCUCAUCAACAAGAGGGGACCUCUGGCCAAAAUAUGGCUUGCUGCCCACUGGGAGAAGAAGCUCACCAAGGCUCAAAUCUUCGAGUGCAAUUUAGAGACCACUGUAGAAAAGAUCAUCUACCCCAAGUUUGCUAUAGCUCUACGAACCUCUGGGCACUUACUCCUGGGAGUGGUGAGGAUUUACCACAGGAAAGCAAAGUACCUCUUGGCAGACUGCAGUGAAGCUCUGACCAAAAUGAAAACAGCCUUUCGUCCAGGGCUUCUUGACCUUCCAGUAGAGAACACUGAGGCUGAUUAUCAGUCCAUUACAUUACCUGAAGAAUUCCAUGAUUUUGAAACACCUCUGCCAGAUGUAAAUGCCAUUGAUGUUGCAGAGCAUUUUACCUUGAAUCAGAGCAGAGCUGAAGACAUCACACUUACAGAGGAUUACGAAAGCAAUAUACUUCUCUGUGAUAGCAACUUUGAAAUCCUGUUGAGGGAUGAGCAAAAUGGCCUAGAUAAAGACAUUCUUGCUAUGGAGGAAGCACAUCCUUUGUCACCAGAUCUGCCGGAGCACAGCACAGCCAUUGAGUCUGACCAUGAAGACACCAUGGUUACAGAUGUAAAUCACCUGAUGAGUGAGACAACCCUUUUGUCCAAAGAAAAAGAAGGAUUUGUGCUUGAGCCAGUUGAUGAUACAGCUGUCACCCAGAGGAAAAAAACCAAAAGAAAGAGGAAGCUGCUGGUGGAUGUAGAGAAGGAGCUCAGCUGCACUGCUAUUUACAAGCAGCUUACUAACUGCACAGACAUCCUGGCCACGCUGGACCUUGCUCCCCCAACCAAGAAAACAAUGAUGUGGAAGGAACUGGGAGGUGUGGAUAGACUCCUGUCCAACACCACACAGCCUGUGGCUCAUCCUGAGCUGCAGAAGUUGUUUGAGAAAUGCUUCAAGAGUCAUGGAACUAAUAUGGGAGGAAAUAGGAUACAUAGAGUGCCUGAAAUAGAAGAAAUGAGAAAAGAGCAACAUACCACAGAGAUGCUGCCAGUGGAAGAGCCAAGUUACCUGCAGGAGACAACUCACUCCGAGACUGAGAGAAACAUUAGAAAUGAUUCCUUUAUUCCACCAUGGAAUAACAGAAAUGAAACCACUGAGAACUGUGGUGCAACUAUACAGGAUGGAGCAGCUUUCUCUGAGAGCUCCAAAAAUUCCCUAGGCCAGGAAGCUGAAACGGAGAAGGUGGAGAUGCCAAAGGAGCAAACAAGGACCAGGAAAGACAGUGAAGAAAUAAGAUGGGGCAAAAGAACUCUUCAGUUACUAAAAACUUUACAGCACCUGAGGAGAUCAGGCAUGUGUUCCUUCAGCUUUCAGGAGCUCUGUCAGAAAAACAACAGGAAAGAAGCUGCAGUCAAGUUCUACAUCUUUCUGGUUCUGAGGAAGCAGCUGGUCCUGGAGCUGUGGCAGCACAAGCCCUUUGCUGACCUCACAGCCACCCCUGGGCCCAUGUUUGAUGAAAUCAAAUAA
Acanthisitta chloris (rifleman) is the source of this 1518-nucleotide messenger RNA. It is a transcript of the gene RAD21L1, whose product is annotated as RAD21-like 1 (S. pombe). Gene Ontology annotation, molecular function: protein binding; chromatin binding. Gene Ontology annotation, cellular component: cohesin complex; synaptonemal complex. The record is from RefSeq and is a predicted model, not a curated record. Lineage: Eukaryota; Metazoa; Chordata; Aves; Passeriformes; Acanthisittidae. The coding region runs from base 1 to 1518 and encodes 505 amino acids. The transcript is spliced from 12 exons. Gene Ontology annotation, biological process: replication-born double-strand break repair via sister chromatid exchange; synaptonemal complex assembly; mitotic sister chromatid cohesion.